AAUCAUCAUGAUCUCUUUUCAUUAAAAGCCAUUUAUUCAUUCUUCACACUUAGGACACAGGACCUGUCCAACCCUAGAGCCCAGUGCUGUGGGUCCUGGCUCACUGGUAAUCUGCACAGCAAUUCCCAGUAAAGGCCCUGUUUUCACCCCUAGGGAGCUGGAUAUGUAACAUAAAAUCCGUAGCCAUCCAUGAUCCACUGUCUCUUCUUAGCCUGGAACAGUGUCCCUCUUUCUGAUGUCCUCUUUCACUAUUGUCCAAGGCAAUCCCUGCUCUCUGCUGCCUCUCCAGGAAACAGCAUUAUCACCAAAAUGAGCUCAGGCUUUCAUGAGACAGGAGAGAGAGAGUGGUUAACAAGUGGCAACUGUUUUCUUCCAGCUCUGAAAGCAAGGAGCACUGCAAAGGGCCUGGCUACAUUUAGGGAAAACUAUAAGGAAAACAAAAGUAUUUCAGACAUCAAGAUGGCAACAUACACACAUGAUCAACACAGUCUUUCUCUAGGACAUGCAAACCUCAGAAGAUCAAUGGUCAUAGAAAUCAUAGAAAAAAAAAUUGAGUAUCUCAGAAAAGAAAAAACUUUAAAUAUAUACGGAACAAUGAUGAUUGGAACAACAGCUAGUUUCUCUGGAUUGCUGGCAAACUUCAUUUUCAGACACUGCUUCAGGGUUAACCAUGAUGCUUUGAAGACAUAUGUAUCAUUGAGUAUACUUCCAUUUUUGUCUACUGUAGUUGCUUAUAAGUUCCUUGUCACGGAUGCUUUGUAUUCAGGUAAUAUAAGUCAGGAAAGCUGUGCUCUGAGAAGUUCACUGGUUAGCAUAGCAUGUGGUGUUUUGUAUCCCACUGCUUUGGCUUUUUCUAAAAAUGGACGUCUGGCAGUAAAGUAUCAUACUGUUCCACUGCCACCAAGGGGAAGAGUUUUACUUUAUUGGGUGAUGCUUUGUCAAAAAGAGAUAAAAGGAAUGGUAAUUCCUCUAGCCUUUCAGGCGUCCUUGGGAAUAUAUAAUGGUAUACAACAUUAUGCAAUAUUUGAAAGUACGUUAGAGAAAACUGUACAUGAAGAUUGACCAAAGAAUGAAUGGAUUUUUAUGGUGAGGACUCAGGUAUUGCUGAAAGAGUUCGAAGUAACUCUGGACAAAUUAUUUCUGUUCUUUUUGCCUAGUAUAUACAGGUUCUCAGUAAAUAUUCAGUAGUUCAAUAAAUAAAUGUAAGUUUUGUCUUUCUUCCUCGGUGUAUGUGGAAAUAGGUUUGAGGUCUCAAGUUCUGAUCUAUACAUUAAUAUACCCAUUCAUUCAUGUGCUCCUGCUGCAGCUUAGGCACUGCAUCAUAUGUAAUAAAAAAUAGUCCUCUCCAGAAGGAACUCAUAAUUAGAAGAGAAAUUAAAAAUGGAACACAUAGCAUGAGCAGGUUUGAGAGCUAUACACAUAAUUCUGUGGAAACACUGAGGAUGUGACCAUUAACUACUUGGGCAGAAGGGAAAGCUAUAGGGACAAAGUGACAUUUGACUUAAAUUUUACAGAGUUCAUAAGAAAGUUGGAAGUUCAUAAGAAAGCAAAAUACAGAAAUAGCUUACAGCCCAUUCCUCUAACCUCUAAUUCAAUAUAUAUACUAACUUACUGUUAACAAAUUAUUUUCACUAUGCUGUUUAAAGAACAUAUAUUGAGUGCCUGUUUGCUAUGCAUUCACAUAGGCACCAGAGGUACAAAGAUUCAGUCCCUGCCCUUAACAAGUUUAAAGUCUAAAGAAAAACAUCACAGCUGCUUCUUUAUAUCUGCUAGAGCAUUUAUCUUAUUUCAGGAAUGAACACUGUCUGAUGAAAAGAAUAAAACAGAAUGGAAUCCCACAUCUCUUUCUCCUUGUUUUAACCAUUUAGUGAGAUUAAAUAUUUGGUCAUCUGAGGCCCCAAGCAACCCAAAGAAGAAAUGGAAGUCUUGAUAAGGUACUUACGGCAUCAUAUACAACUAACUGAAACACAUGCAUUUUUUUGCUAAUGAAAAAAAAGGCUGGUUAGUCAUCCAGCUUUGUAUUCUCAGAAUAAUUUGUGAUACUUGAAACUCUUAAGGAAAGGGAGAGGCAGGGGGUGGGUGGUUAUGGAGGGGCAGGGGGGGAUCAAGACAAAUAGGAAGUUAAACCAAUGAUACUCAUACUUCAAAUCUUAAAAAAUCAGUAUGAGUGCAUAAAUACUUCCCUAUUGAGAUAUUCAAAUGAUCCAGAAGUAUACAUGCAGGGUGGGGCAAAAGCAGGUUCACAGUUGUGAAUAUGGGAAACACAGAGAAUACUUGUAUUAUUAUUUAUUGAUUAUCCUAUUAUUUUCCAUGUGAACAACUGUGAACCUACUUUUGCCUCACCCUGUGUAUAUAUCUGGUAAGUAGAACAAGACUUGAAAAGUCCUCCUCUCCCACUGUCCUAUUUCUACUCCAUGCUCCAGAGGUAGCUACUCUCAAGAUAGCAUGCCUCUUUCCUUGCAGUAUUCCUUUGUAAUUUACAUAUUUUAAAAUAAAUUGUAUUAUCCAUAUGUACUAUGCUGAAAUUCACUUGACUAUAUGUCUUAGAGAUCUUUUCAGCUCAUCACAUCUAGGUCCAACACAUUCUUUUUAGUGGUAGUACAUUCUUGAUCACUCUAGUAUUUACAUAGGUGAUCCUUCCAACACCCUGGUCUGUUUACCCUUAUUACCACUUAUUCCCAUGGUCAUACUUUAGACCCACCCGUCUGAUAUUAUAGUAGCAUUCGAAAUGUGUUAUGAGUGUAAACUACACAUUAAGUUUUGGAGAUUUACUGUGUAAAAGAGAAUGUAAAAAUCAUGAAUAAUUAAUCUACUGAUUAGUUGUUGAAACAUUAAUCUUAGUUAUUUAUAUUGGACUAAAUAAAACACAUUACCGGUAAAUUAAUUUUACUUCUUUUUUUAAUGUGUCUAGUAGGAAAUUUAAAAUUAUGUAACUCACAUUAUAUUUUUAUUUGUACUAUGUUGCCCUAGACCUUGUCAUUAUCAAUAAAUCCAGAUGCUCCACAUUCUCAGUUUUAAAAUCUGACUUUAUUACUGUAUCCUGUCCUUCAAGUUCAUCUCACUCUCAUAUCACAACUCCAGCAUUACAUUAACCUCAACAGAACCUAUAAUCCAUCGAUCCCACUACCUUUUCACUGCCCCCCACACCCUCACAUUGUUACUGCCCUUCUCCAACUUCAGCCACAUCAGUCUUUUUUAAAGUUUUCCAGUCUUGAAAUGAAAAAAUGAAUCUAGCUAGACUUGACUUUUAAAUAAGGAUAAUGGCCUCUUCCUUUGUGGAUUUUCUGUUCAUGUCUUUGGACCAUUUGAUCUGUAGAAGCUCUAUAAAUCUCGUAUUAAGCUCCAAAAAUUGCUUUAUUUUUUCAUAUGCUUAGGUAGUACUCUGGGAAAUACAGCAAGGUUGACUUACAUAUAGCUCCCCUGCCAUAAGAAAGCUGAAGAGAUUUGUACCUCAUUCCGUGAUUUCAGUUUGCCUUUUCUACAAUAGAAAAACCUGGGAGUUCUUUGCAAAGUGACUUUAAUAGAUCUGAAAGGGGAAAUUAGGGAAACCUUGAUCUGAGUCUGAACCCAAAGACAAAAAUAAAUGUGAACCAGAGUGAAGAAAAGUAGCGAGGUACUAGAGGCAAGAUAGUUCAGAGGUGUCAAGUACAGCCUGGAGCUCCACUAUCAAUGUUCAAAUCGGGGCUUCACUAAUCACCAACAGGAUGACUUAACAAGUUAUUUCACCUCUCUGCACCUCAGUUCCCUCAUCUGUAAAAUGAAGAAUAAAGACUGUAUUAAGUCAGGAUUAGUUAAUAUAUGUAAAUCAAACAAGAAGUCUGUAUGUGUUGCUACCCUUAUUAUUUGUACUACAUACACAGUCCUUUCCCUAGCUUGUAGUUGAGUUUAGCAUUUUUCCAGGAAAGAUUAUAAAGAA
Molecule: messenger RNA, 3916 nt
Organism: Phyllostomus discolor (pale spear-nosed bat)
Lineage: Eukaryota; Metazoa; Chordata; Mammalia; Chiroptera; Phyllostomidae
Gene: TMEM126B
Product: transmembrane protein 126B
Exons: 5
Coding region: 190-1062 (290 amino acids)
Biological process (GO): mitochondrial respiratory chain complex I assembly
Cellular component (GO): mitochondrion
Source: RefSeq, a predicted model, not a curated record